Molecule: messenger RNA, 1239 nt
Organism: Carica papaya (papaya)
Lineage: Eukaryota; Viridiplantae; Streptophyta; Magnoliopsida; Brassicales; Caricaceae
Product: protein RGF1 INDUCIBLE TRANSCRIPTION FACTOR 1-like
Source: RefSeq, a predicted model, not a curated record
CAACGCGUCUCUGCUUCGGAGUUAGGUUCGUACGGUAGACUUUUCUUCUGCGGAUAAGAACAACCUCUCUCUCUCUCUCUCUCUAACCCUUCUUCUUUAUCGUCUGUCGCCGCCUCCACUUCCCCUCCCUAUAAACCUUUCUCUUCCCUUUUCGUCUACAUUUUUUUCUCUAAAGCCCACUCCCUCAUUCUCUCUCUGUGUCCUCAUUUUUAGUAGACGAACAUUCUCUCUGUAUAACUUCAGUUUUCAAAGCUGGCGAUCGAAAAUCAAGAAACUAGUGUUCGGGAAAUCAAGCCCAAGAACAGAAGAAUCAUGGGAGCCGGGGGUCCUGAUGAGGAGGACAACAGGUGGCCUCCAUGGCUUAAGCCUCUGUUAAGAGAGCAGUUUUUUGUUCAGUGCAAAACACAUAUUGAUUCUCACAAGAGCGAAUGCAAUAUGUACUGUUUGGAUUGUAUGAAUGGCGCUCUCUGCUCUCUCUGCCUAGCCUACCAUAAAGAUCAUCGUGCUAUUCAGAUAAGGAGAUCGUCGUACCAUGAUGUUAUAAGAGUAUGUGAGAUUCAGAAAGUGCUGGACAUAUCUGGAGUUCAGACAUAUGUGAUAAACAGUGCGAAGGUGGUGUUUUUAAACCAGAGGCCUCAGCCAAGGCCCGGCAAAGGCGUUAUCAACACCUGCGAGGUUUGCGAUCGCAGUCUCGUCGAUUCUUUCCGCUUUUGCUCCCUCGCCUGUAAGAUAGUGGGAACAUCGAAGAAAAGGAAGGGGAUGGAAUCAGAUUCAGAGGAUUCAUAUGGCAGCAGCCAUAGGAAGCAGAAUAAAGAAGUGGCGAGCUUUACUCCAUCAACACCUCCUCCAACCCUAGUAGUCAAUAAUUACAGAACGGCAAAGCGGAGGAAAGGAAUUCCUCACCGUGCUCCAAUGGGAGGACUUGUUAUGGAGUAAUAGAAGGAAGUAAAAUUACAAUAAUACCCUUUUGUGUUGUGUGUAUAUCAUCAACCACGAAAAGACAAAGCCUAGAGAAUUGAAAAAAUAAUAAUAAUAAUAAUGUAAAAUAAGUUGUCCCAAUAUCUAAGUAGGUAAAAGGGUUUUGAAAGUGUUGGGUGUAAAUAUAGACAGAUAGGUUUCCUUUUUAGGGGAAUGUACUCUCUACAUAUGAAAAUAAGUCAUCUUUUAUGUAUUCAUUCAUAUCUUGCAUUAGAUUGUAUCUUUUAUCUGUUUGACUAAUGGGAUCUUUAAAUUUGGAAA